GCAUGAUGUGUCAACUGGAACUGCGUCUGUUGCUCUGCUGCUGUCUUUUUGGCCUAAUCGAUGGUCUGGCAGGCGGAGCAGUCUCUAAGUCUGCCUGGGAGCUGCCCACAACGGAGCAAAUGCAGGACAGCCUGCAGAGUUGUCAGCUUAAAGCUGCUGGUGAGGAUGCCGUCAUGCUGAGAUGUCUGGUGGAGCAACUGGGUCUAUGGACGGACGAGCAGGGCUACAAUGCCAAACGCAUAGCAAAGAUCUUUGCGGCCCACAGGCAAAUGGAGGAGCUCAUGCUGGUCAUCGAGUACUGCAACAAUAGAGAGCGACGGGAGGAGCAGCCAGCACAGUGGGCCUUGGAGGCCUACAAGUGCGCCACAUCGGGUCGAUUUGGCAGAUGGGUCAAGGAUUAUGUAAAGCAGCGGCAGAGUUACAAAUAAGCAUUCAUUUUAUUAAAACAAA
Messenger RNA from Drosophila innubila, 450 nucleotides. RefSeq lists its product as uncharacterized. Gene Ontology annotation, molecular function: odorant binding. The coding region runs from base 3 to 428 and encodes 141 amino acids. The transcript has a single exon. The record is from RefSeq and is a predicted model, not a curated record. NCBI's taxonomy places the organism in Eukaryota, Metazoa, Arthropoda, Insecta, Diptera, Drosophilidae.